GUCGAGCAUAUGGUAAUCUGGGCCUAUCCCAUGAGUCUUUGGGAGAAUAUACAAAGGCAAUUAAAUACCAGGAACAGCAUUUGAGUAUUGCUGCACAAAUGAAUGACAGGGUCGCAAAAACACUGGCGUAUAGUAGUUUAGGGCGAGUGCAUCAUGCUUUAAACAAUCACAAGAAAGCUGUUGAAUAUCUCCGUCAAGGAUUACAAAUCGCCGAGCAGCUGGGUCGCAUGGAGGAUGAGGCAAAGAUACGUCACCGUCUGGGUCUCGCACUCUGGGGUAACAACGACCACGAGGAGUGCCAGCAACAAUUGUAUAAAGCCUCGGAACUGUUUGAAAGUAUUCGCCGCGAUGCCCAGUUUAACAGUGAAUACAAGUUGUCGUUGUUUGACCUUCAGACUGCCUGUUACCAAGCAUUACAGAGGGUGCUUGUUACACUGGACAGACAUCCCGAAGCUUUGGUUGUCGCCGAGAGGGCGUGUACACGUGCAUUUAUUGAUUUAUUGAUGGAACGGCAAGCAGGAAGUGAAGGUUUCUAUGGUAACCAUGUGACUGAUCCUCCACCAAUCACAACAGACCAGAUCCUCAGUAUUGUACAGAAACAGAAAAGCAUGGUUUUAUAUUUCUCGGUGGCGUCCGGUUUCCUCUACAGUUGGUUGUUGACACCAAGAGAUGGUAUUGUAAAGUUCCAUGUGACCAGUAUGACCGACAUAGAAAGUGAAGUGGAUGCGGGUGAUAAUAUCAGUAUGAAGUCCAGCGUCAGCUUCUCAGCGUGCUCGUUGCUUGACAACAUGGUCGGGCAGAUACGAGAGUCCAUGGGUGUGGAGAGCCAUGCUCCUAGUACACUAACAAGAGCCACACCAAGGUCAGUUAGUAUGGAGAAUGACAGUACAAGUGACGUGGAGGAUCAUUGGGAGCAACAACUGGAGGAACUUGGCGAUAAACUCAAUGCCGAGAAUGAUCGUACAGGAUUUCUCCGCAUCGUGAACAGAAAUCACUUGUAUAAUAGCAGUAACUACAGUCUCGGCAGCAUGUUCAGUUUAAAUAUGAGUUUAAAUGCAUCGUUCCCCGGUGCGUCAGUCAGUCGGAAAAAUAGUGUUCGCAGUAAAUUUGGAAACAAGUCUGCGAUAUCCGCCCUUUAUCAGCUUUUGAUUGAACCUUUCGAAGAAUCAAUGAAAGAAAUUACCGAGGAGGCGGGAUCUAGUCCUUCGGAUCUUAUUUUAGUGUUACAAGGAGAUUUGUUUCUUAUUCCGUUCUCAGUGCUUAGGAAAGACCAAACAAUGGAAUAUUUAUACGAACGUUUUAAUUUGAUUGUUGUGCCGUCAUUGACUUCACUGCAGAAUACUAAUAAGCAUGAUAAACAUGGCCGCCCUGUGAUAGAUUCGUCUGGUGCAGUUGUCGUUGGCAACCCUAAAUUGACACCUUCUAUAUGUCAGCAUUGGCAUUUACAUGAUAUUCCGUCGUCUGAAUAUGAGGCGAGAAUUGUCGGUGAAAUUUUGACAGCGAGACCUCUCAUUGGUCAUGAAGCGACAAAAGGGGCGGUGCUUAAUCAAAUUGAACAAGUAGAAGUGAUACAUUUUGCAACACAUAUUUCAUGGAAACUUUCGUCAGUGAUAUUAUCACCAGGUGAGGUAUCUUCGCACCCUCCAGCUAGAUUCCCGACAAUAGAUUCUGAUGAUAGUGCUAGUGAUAUAAGUUCAUUCGACGGACCAUCUUUAGCGGAAUACCUCUUAACAGCUGCAGAUAUACUCAACCUUAAACUUCAUGCCAAACUUGUCAUUCUCAGUUCCGGCUAUACAGACGACAGAGCAGGUCGUAUAAACACAGACGGAGUGGUAGGACUAACUCGUUCACUUCUCUCCGCUGGCGCUCAAUCGGUUCUGUAUUGUCUAUGGCCAGUGCCUGAUCAGGCUUCAAAACUUCUCAUGCGGACAUUAUACAUAGGUUUGCAAGAAGGCAAAUGUGUAUCACAAGCCUUAACUUUUGCAAUUAAGACAGUACAAUCAACAAAACAAUUUUCGCACCCGUCAAAUUGGGGUGGUUGGGUUUUGAUUGGUCAGGAUGUAAAACUCAGUAGCAAGGUAGCACAGAUGGGUCAUGCAAUAUGUGAGCUCCUUCAGCAUCCCAACCAGUGCCGAGAGGCCAUGAGAGUUCUCCUACAUUUGAUUGAGAAAUCUCUCCAGCGAAUACAUCAGGGCUCUAAAAAUUCAAUGUACACCACUGCCCAGUCUAUAGAGAACAAAGUAGGUGGUUUGAGUGGCUGGAAGGACCUGCUGCAGGCAGUUGGUUUCAGGUUUGAGCCCUCAUUGAAUGGCCUCCCACCAGCAGUGUUCUUUCCUCAGAGUGAUCCUGGUGAUAGACUAACUCAGGCUAGUGCCAGUCUACAAGCUUUAUUAGGUCUUCCAUCAGGGUCUUCACAAGCUCUCUCCAAAUUCUUGCAUAACUACGAGGCUGGGGAGGCUAUCAUCCGAGUUAUGAGAGACAUAUUAAGCAAGAUGGCUGCCAAAGAUUCCAUCAUGGAUGUGAAAGUAAAUGUUAAACUGUGGAGAGUGGCAGGAUGUCACGAGUAUCUUGCGUCCCUUAGUAUGGAUCUUGUUGAAGUUGGAAAUGAUGAAGUUACGCUACGCCUUGGAAAGCAGGCCAAUAAACGGCAGCUCCAGUUUGCUUUGCAGUCACUUGUUGCCGUAUUUGGUAAGAUAGAGAUUUUUAUAAAUAUUUUAAACUGGUGUGUUUCCUUCAAGACAAUGUUGAAAUAUUUGUAUUAUUUAUUACAGGGUGGUCUCACAGGACGGAAGGUAGGAGCGGGAAAAUCAAACAGAGCAGGUACAACCGACCCAGCAACCUAUCUUCAAUAUCAAAACCAGAUUAAAUACAUGUACAGAUCUGAAACACUUAGUCCUACGUAUGGUAAUGAUGUAUCUGUUGUUGCAUUGAGCGACAGUGACACUACAGCAAGUCCAACGUUAGGCAGCAGCUCUGCUAGCGAGAAAUUUCGGGAUUUGAAAAAUGCUGAAUCAUUUAAUUUUAGUUUUGACGGAAGAAGUGAAAACAGUAGUAUAAGCGAUAAAAGUGAAACAAGAGGGCAUAACAAUAGUGACACUAAAAGUGCUCUGUCAUCACUAAAUGGUGAUGAUUUUGAUGAUACCUCUGCAGACAACGAAACUGUAAUAAUCCAUGACGAUAGUGAUGGAUCGUUUAAAAGAAAUGGAGAAAAUAGAAACUCAGAUAUAUCUGACAAUAGCAGUGUAAGUCAAGGUAUACAGGCUGAUAAAGAUUUUGGUAAACAGGGUUCCGAUAUGUCGGAUGUCAGUAUGAGUGAAGGACGGUUGACUCCAAAAAAUAGACAGGACUUAGAAAAUUACUUACAAGUUACAGAUGAAUCUGGUAUUGUUUCAGAAACCACAUCAUCCAAUCAUAGUGAAACAUCUCAGCAAAGUGAGCAUACUACAAGUUACAGGUUUGAUCCAUCUGAGAUUGCUCAGAAAAUAAUGUCAGAUGUUUCGGAACAUAAAACUGCCCUGGACUCUAUGCAGACCUUUAGCAUGAUGCAAGCACAGGCAGAGUCACACAUCAUGAGAACUGAAUACCAAAAACAAACUCAGCAACUAAAUGAAACGUCUAAUGAUACCAAUUCAGCAGAAGUGAUUGGAAACAUGUCAAAUGAACAAAACACAGUACAGUCAAAAAUUGCAGGAUUUUCAGGCAAUACCCUAAGUCAUUCAGCUUUUACUAGUCCUACUCACAAAAGUCGUCUGCCUCCACCUGUUGCUUCAAAGCCAACAUUUCAAUCAAAUGCAUCAGGGUUUCGUAAUUUAUCAGCAAAUGUAUCAAAUUUAUCGUCACAACCUGUAACUGAGCAGAUGUCAUUUUCUUCAUCUAUCGCACAGAAAUCGAGUAAUCAAGCUGUGUCUGCAACACCGGCGUCGAGCAACAUCUUUACGACAACAGCUAUAACAGUGAGUAAACAAGACAGUUUCUCCUCUAGUACAAGCGCCAGUACCACAAUGUCAUUCAGUUCAUUUCGACCGUCUGGUAAACCAAGUCCCGCCGAAUGUCUUACCAAUGCCUCACAGCUUCGUCCCGAUAGUACCACCAGCACAAGUAGUCAUUGUUCUACACCGUCCUCUAUGCAGUCUGUCAUUUACCGACCAUGUGGUGAUAAGCGGAUACCCGAUUCUCCCUGCGUUGUAUCUUACGACUCUUCAAGUGAACAAACUUCUGGUUCAGGAUCAGCUAGCACAAUCACACCAACUGUAAGCAUGAAUGAGACUUUAGAUACUGCCCAGAACAUCAUGAUCUCGAAUUUGAAACGCGACUCAUCACCUGCUCUUAGCUCCUGCUCAUCAGCCUCAGGAAAAAGCGGGAAACAGAAAAAGAAAGUUAGCUUUUCUGAUUCUGAGCCAUCAGAUACUCCGUCACCUUUAGACUCGAGUGCAAGUUCAAAUCAGCUGUCAUAUUUCGAUUUUAAAAAGUCCGGUUUCAGCAAUAUACCACCCCGAGCUGGUGGUAUGCAACCUACUUUACAGUCUCAAAAGUCAUACCAAAAUUCAUCCAACAGCUCAUUAGAUAGUGCUGGAAAGUUGGCAGGUAACUCUCAAAGACCACCACCACCUAGUUACCAGUAUGCAAUCAGAAACUCACAGAUGCUUCAACAGAAUAAAUCAGCACAAGGGAAGCCAGGUGUGUUACAACAGUCACCAAGGCAUAGUUACUCAUCUAGCUCAUCUCUCAAUAAUUCUUAUGGAUGA
Messenger RNA from Ruditapes philippinarum (Manila clam), 4745 nucleotides. Its product is annotated as tetratricopeptide repeat protein 28-like. Gene Ontology annotation, molecular function: protein binding. The record is from RefSeq and is a predicted model, not a curated record. NCBI's taxonomy places the organism in Eukaryota, Metazoa, Mollusca, Bivalvia, Venerida, Veneridae.